AUGUUCGUGACCGCCUUCCUGUGCCGCAAUCGCAUUCCUGGAAGACAGUGGAUCGGGAAGCACCGGAGGCCCCGGCCUGUGUCUUUCCUUUCGAAACAGAGAAUGAUCCGUCGCCUGGAAAUUGAGGCAGAAAAUCAUUACUGGCUGAGCAUGCCCUACCUCACCGCAGAGCAGGAGUAUGGCCACGCUGCAGCACGCAGGGAGGCCGCCUUCGAGGCCAUCAAGGCGGCUAACUUUUCAAACUUUCUCUCGCACAGAUUUGUUGCAGACCAACUCCAGCAUCUCAGUGUCACCAAGAAAUGGUCCUAA
Messenger RNA from Elephantulus edwardii (Cape elephant shrew), 309 nucleotides. RefSeq names its product mitochondrial ribosomal protein L57 (gene MRPL57). Gene Ontology annotation, molecular function: structural constituent of ribosome. Lineage: Eukaryota; Metazoa; Chordata; Mammalia; Macroscelidea; Macroscelididae. Gene Ontology annotation, cellular component: mitochondrial ribosome. The record is from RefSeq and is a predicted model, not a curated record. The transcript has a single exon. The coding region runs from base 1 to 309 and encodes 102 amino acids. Gene Ontology annotation, biological process: mitochondrial translation.